This is a messenger RNA of Spea bombifrons (plains spadefoot toad), 1170 nucleotides long. Its product is annotated as oocyte zinc finger protein XlCOF7.1-like. The record is from RefSeq and is a predicted model, not a curated record. Gene Ontology annotation, molecular function: RNA polymerase II cis-regulatory region sequence-specific DNA binding; DNA-binding transcription factor activity. The transcript is spliced from 3 exons. Lineage: Eukaryota; Metazoa; Chordata; Amphibia; Anura; Pelobatidae. Gene Ontology annotation, biological process: regulation of transcription by RNA polymerase II. Bases 95 to 1162 code for a protein of 355 amino acids.
CGACGGGACCCGGAGCCCCAGCCCGGUGCCUCCACCUCACUCGCCGACCCACGAGAGGAACCGCGAGCAGAAGAUCCUGGAACUGACCAACAAGAUGAUGUCCCUGCUGACUGGAGAGGAGGUGGAUAUAUUGGAAAGGCCUAAGAUGUCGGAGAAUCACCGGCCCCUCGGAGCGCAGGACACAACGGCAGACGGGGGUCCACCUCCAGAACUUCCCAGCCUUGUCUCACCAGAGCAGACGGACGACGAGGCCGGCCCUCCGAGCGAGCCACCCAAUAAACCCGCGAGAAGCGCAACCGAGGCGACGUCUUCUGGUGAAGAAGGAGAUCCCACGGACUCCGAUGUCUCCCCAUCCCCAGGACGCGCUUCCACUGAUACAAAGGAGGAACCGAGCUCGCGUUCAGGCGGAGGGGCCCCUGAGAGCGUGUACGGGGCCACACAAUGUACGAUGAGGUGUAUUAAAGAGGAGCCUUUGUCUUGGGAAGAAAGAAGUCCUGGAGACGCCAGCGACUGCGCCCCAGAGGAACAUCAGGAGGAGGAGUACUUCUCUGUGGUUAUUAAGGAAGAAUGCGCUUCAGACGAUGAGGAAGACGCUCCUCGCCUUGGCGCGGCCGGUGUCUCGGAGGAGCGCGGCGCCGGUAGUCCACCGUUGCAGAGAAUAGACGGAAGCCUCUACUUCAGGAGGUACAACGAAAUCGAGAGGAGCUACGUGCUGGCGCAGGUCCUGCCCUCGGCAGAGAACCUGUAUUUCUGCCCCGUGUGCAACAAGUGCUUUCGGACCGACUCGGAACUCGUCGGGCAUCACGCGGCGUCCCACCAGAGCCGCCCCGCCGGAGAAAAGCCGUUCGUCUGCGCGGAAUGUGGCAAAGCGUUCGCCGUCAGGAGCCUGCUGAAGCGCCACUGGACCACCCACAAGCCGUUCACGUGCUCGGAAUGCGGGGAACAGUUUCCUUUCAAGAAGAACCUCAUGGUGCACAAGAGGUUCCACGGGAAAGAGAAGCCCCACUCGUGCCCGGAGUGCGGGAAGUCCUUCGGCAGGAACUCGCACCUCAUCAGGCAUCAGAUGAUUCACACGGGAGCGAGGCCCUUUCCCUGCCCCCAAUGCGGGAAAUGCUUCAGCCGCAAGUCGUCCCUCAGCCUCCAUCAGAGAAGCCACAUAUGAUACAGACG